Molecule: messenger RNA, 1056 nt
Organism: Camellia sinensis
Lineage: Eukaryota; Viridiplantae; Streptophyta; Magnoliopsida; Ericales; Theaceae
Source: RefSeq, a predicted model, not a curated record
GAUCGGUGCGUUACGUGACAUGCAUUAGCCAAUUUUUUCUCCCUACUCCUCCCUUUCUUCCCUCUGGUUUUGUCUCUCUCUAAACCCUAAACCCUUUGUAUUUCUCUAUCUUGGAUCCAAGCCAGACUGGACACACAAUUGAAGUGAUUUAUAGGGUUUUAAGGAUUUCCACAGCCAAUAUUUGUAGCGAUGGAGGUUGAUAUGGAGACUUCUCCCAGCUACUUCGACCCCGAAGAUCUCAGCACCAGAGAGCGCUAUCGUCGUUAUGGGAAAAGGCACUCAACUUCCAGUCACGACAAUUCAGUUUCUAAGUUCAGUGGAACCAGGAUUUUGUAUGAUGGGCAGAGCAUUGAAAGGCGGCCAAACGCUGCACUUUUUCUUGAAGAUAUCAAACAAGAGGUUGAGAGCUUUGAUUCUGAUCAAUUAGAAGGAACACCCGCAAAGACACAAUCUGCUUUGUGGAGAAAAUCAUUGGCUGGCAGUCGCGGUGUAUCUGAGGUAGAUGCUGCUGCUGAUUCAAUACGUCGACCUGGAAGUUAUUCAUUAAAAUCUUGCAAGCAUGAGGAUGAUGCAUUGUCAGAUGGUGGAGAUACAACUUUUACUUUAUUUGCUUCUCUACUUGAUUCUGCUCUCCAAGUUGACAGUCUGUGUAUCACAGGGUUGAUGCCUAUCCCUGAUUUGAUAUUGCAAUUUGAGAGAUCUUGCCGCAAUGUAUCAGAGUCAAUAAGGUAUGGAUCCAAUGAAAGACAAAGAAUUGUGGAGGACAAGUUGAUGAGGCAGAAGGCUCGACUCUUACUUGAUGAGGCUGCUUCUUGGUCUCUUUUGUGGUACCUAUAUGGGAAAGGAAAUGAAGAACUUCCAGAAGAUCUGAUGCUGUCGCCUACAACUUCGCAUUUGGAGGCUUGCCAGUUUGUUGUUGCAGAUCAUACAGCACAAUUAGGCCUCCGGAUUGUUCAGUGGCUUGAAGGAUUAGCCUCCAAAGUGCUUGAUUUGGAUAAUGAGGUGAUGACUCUGCUACUUUCUCCUGUUUUGACAGUCUAAUGCUUAUCCAUGGUU